Cotesia glomerata is the source of this 1584-nucleotide messenger RNA. RefSeq lists its product as uncharacterized. The record is from RefSeq and is a predicted model, not a curated record. The transcript has a single exon. Gene Ontology annotation, molecular function: zinc ion binding; nucleic acid binding. Lineage: Eukaryota; Metazoa; Arthropoda; Insecta; Hymenoptera; Braconidae. Bases 1 to 1584 code for a protein of 527 amino acids.
AUGAACGCCACAAACAAGAAUCAGUUUACGGUGCAGGGGAGGGAUACCCCAGUACCGGCGGCAGACAGUUUGCAGACGGGCUGUAUGUCGUCGUCAUCCAGCGACCGUUUGGACGGAGGGGUGGACCCCAAGGCCCCCCCGUCUAGUACAGCUACUGGGAGUACUAUGACGGAGACAACCUCGCUUCUCGAUAAGAGGGACCAGGCUAUUGGAAGGGAGGAUCGGUUCUUGGAACGGCUCCAGGAACUAAUUAACGAGACGAUCAGUACCAUCAAAACGAAGAGGACAGUAUCUAUGGAGGUUACCAAUAGGGUCAAGGAGGCACAAAGGUUGCUUUUUGAGACUUUGGUGAACCGUCGGUGCUGGAAAGUAACUCAGCGCACACUGGCGGAAAAGGAGGCAGAGGAGAAGAGGACGCUGACCGAAGAACUGAUGAGACUGCAACAAGCCUCUCAAACAGAGAAAGAACGGACGCCGGCUUCUAAGGACAAAAAAAAGAGACCGGCAAUCAGCCCACCAGAUGGACCGGAGAAAAAUGUGCUGCGGCAGCCUGACGGCAGAUUUACAGUUGUCACUGCCAGGGGAAAGAGGCAGCGCACUGGAGCCGAUGGAGGACCUACGACUCUAGAGCCUACAAAACAGCAGAAACCAAAUGGGCAAAACCAAAAGAUGCCGGAGGAGGAGCCGUUCCAUCUGGUGGACAGUAAGAAAAAAAGAAAAAAGAAGAUAAAGAAGCAGGUGGAGGAAACAGUGGACCAGGCAGCAACCGCGAAGCCAGCAGGACCAGGACCAGGGACGACGGAACAAGGACCAGCAGCAGGACGGACCACAGCAGCCAAGGAAGACCGGAGGCCGAGGAGGAAGCAACGACCGGAGGCAGUGCUGAUAAAACUAGGUAAGAUCCAAUCUUGUGAGGGAGUCUUGAGGGCUCUGCGCUCUGGACUUCAUCCAGAGAAAUUGGGCUUAGAGGUUAAGGCCGUGAGGACUGCCAGUAAAGGUGGUCUUCUUAUUGAGUUCGAGGGAUCUGUAAAAGAUCGCUCGGCACUCGGUAGUAAGAUCACUGAGAUAGCCGGAGGAGACGUGGAGGUGCGCCAUCUUUUCCCUACUGCCACGGUGGUAAUAGACGGGAUGGACGCCGUCACGACCGUUGAAGAGGUCCAGGCGGCCCUGGGGGAAGCUACCGAGGGGACUGCGGAUGGACUCAAAGUGACUAUCACGAAGCCCAAUAGAUGGGGAGCCGUCCGCGCUUUCAUCGAGGCUGAACUCGGGGCUGCUGCGACCUUGGAGACCUUGGGAAAGGUCAAAGUCGGCUGGACGGUUUGCCGAAUCCGCCGCUGGGAGCGACUGGACCGGUGCUACCGAUGCCAAGGACUGGGUCACUUAGCGGGCUCGUGCAAGGCAGAGGAGGACCGAAGUGGUUGCUGCUGGCGGUGUGGUGAGACGGAUCACCAGUCGAAGGCUUGUACCAAGCCUCCGCGCUGUCAUCUCUGUGCAGAGGUGGGGAGCGGGCGAGCCUCUGAUCACGUGGCGGGUUCUGGACGGUGUAAAACCUAUCGGGAGGUACUCCAGAAGAAAAAUGGCUAA